CCGCAAGCCAAAAGAAAACGUAUUACAACGAACUCUCUUUCUUUUUUUUUGCACACACAAGGAAAAAAAAGGUUAUAAAAGCAAACGCACCAUUGAGAGGAUCUGAAAAAAAGUACCUUGGUCUUUUUCAUUUCUUUCUCUUUCUUCUUUAGCUUCUUUGACUUCUUCCUCUUCUCUUUCUUUUACUACUCUUGCUUCCUUUGUCAGUCGACCGAUCACCCGUAACAGGCAGUACUAGUUAACGAAAAUGCAGUUGAUGACCAAGAAACGGUUUCAUACAUACUGUUACGGUAUAACUGCAUCCCUGUGCAUGUUUAUCAAUGGAUUCGACGCAUCCGUCUUCAACAACUUACAGGGUAUUCCACGAUUCAUGAAUGACAUGGACUUGGACAAUAAUGCCCCGGAAGAUCAGAAUCUGAUUGGUGCUGUCACUUCCAGUUACAUGGCAGCAACAAUUUUUGCUGGUCUCUUCAUCUCGCCUUUUAUCACAAAUUACCUCGGUCGUCGUGCAUCUAUAUUUACAGGAUGUGUCGUGGUCAUUGUUGCUUCCUUGGUUCAAACAUUCUCAAGCAACGUUGAAACAUUCAUUGGUGGAAGAAUUGUCCUUGGUCUCGGUCAAGGUAUUGCCUUGCCAGCUGGUCCUGUCUUUAUGAGUGAAAUCACACCUCCCGAGAUCCGCGGUCGAAUGCUUUCUUUCUGGCAAAUGAUGUACUCUGUUGGUGCUCUUGUCACCUCAUACUCUGCACUCGGAACACAACGAUCUCCAUGGCUAGGCGACUGGCAGUGGAAGUCCAUCACUUUGAUCCAAGCUGCUAUCCCUCUUGCUUGUGCCGUCGCCAUUUUCUUUUGUCCUGAAUCACCGCGUUGGCUCGUUCAAAAAGGAAAAGAAGAAAAGGCUCGACGUGCCAUUGCUCGUGUGCGCGAACCUGAACAAGUUGAUCAAGAACUCAAUGAAAUCAAAGCUGCCAUUGAAUGGGAGCAAAAGCAUACCAGUAAUUCGCUCAAGGACUUGUGGAUUGAAAAAACCAUUCGUAAACGGAUGAUUCUCGGCAUGAUUAUCAACUUUGGUCAGCAAAUCACCGGUCAAUCCAUGAUGAACAACUACUCGACCAAAGUGUACGAAAGAGUGUUUGACAGCGCCUCGACUGUUCUUUUGAUCAACGCCUUAACCUACACCUUCGGUAUUCUGUUCACCUUGACCUGCACCUUCUUGUCUGACCGCAUGGGCCGUACGACGAUGCUUAUUAUCGCCGGCAUUGGUCAAGGCAUUAUGCUUUUGAUUGCUGCUACCGUCUAUAUCACUACACCAGACAUCAUUACUAUUGCUGAAGAUGGCAGCACAUCCAUUUCAAAAUCGCUCGGCGUUGGUGCUGCACUCUGUUUGGUCAUGUUCCUGUUUACCUUUUUCUACAAACCCGGUUGGGGCGCCACCGUCUGGAUCUACACUUCAGAAAUCUUCCCAAUGAGUGUUCGCGGUACGGCCGUCUCCAUCUGUACCAACACCCAAAACGCUUCCAACUUGAUUAUGGCCCAGGUGUUCCCACCCAUGUUCACCGGCAUGGAUUUCUAUGCAUUCUAUGUAUGGAUGGGCGUCAACUUUGUCCUAGCAUUCCUCGUAUGGCGCUUCUACCCUGAGACCAAGGGUGUCCCUCUCGAAGAGAUGGACAAGUUGUUCGGUGGUGCUAACAAGGUUGAAGAACUUCAUCACGAACAACAUGAUGAUGUUUCUUACACCAAGGAUGAGAAACUUGGUGCCUAGAAAAGGGGCAUUGCUUGUAAAGGAACACACGGUAGCAGCAUAAUAUAUUAGUUUUUCUUAAUUCUUCUCCAUUCGCUAUUCGACCUUUUCACCUACUUCCCCUUUUUAACAACAUAACUCUUCUUCUUUCUGUUAAAUAUUUUCUACCUUCUUGUAAUCUAGUCAGCAGGGCUGGCUAAGCAACACUUUUUAUUUCUCCUCCUAUACCAAGAACACAAACAUACUAUUAUGCAUUCUAGGAAGAGGAAAAAGAAGAUGUCUGUGUAACUAUGAUAAUCCCCUCUUCUUCUUUUCCCUUUGCUAACACCUUUUCUCCGCAACAAAGUGACAACCUU
Messenger RNA from Zychaea mexicana, 2094 nucleotides. RefSeq names its product sugar transporter. Gene Ontology annotation, cellular component: membrane. Gene Ontology annotation, biological process: transmembrane transport; carbohydrate transport. Gene Ontology annotation, molecular function: carbohydrate:proton symporter activity. The record is from RefSeq and is a predicted model, not a curated record. NCBI's taxonomy places the organism in Eukaryota, Fungi, Mucoromycota, Mucoromycetes, Mucorales, Lichtheimiaceae. The transcript has 7 exons. The coding region runs from base 248 to 1759 and encodes 503 amino acids.